Phoenix dactylifera (date palm) is the source of this 1722-nucleotide messenger RNA. RefSeq names its product transcription factor MYB97-like. The record is from RefSeq and is a predicted model, not a curated record. NCBI's taxonomy places the organism in Eukaryota, Viridiplantae, Streptophyta, Magnoliopsida, Arecales, Arecaceae.
CCCCAGCUGCCGUUGUUCUCCCAGUAAUCGUCACUCUCAUUUCGCUGCUUUAUACUUUAUUUGUUUUCCAUAGUGAUCACCCACUCCCACCAAAUCGGCAGGGUCAUACUCCCUUUGGUUUUGAAAAAAACAAAAAAGAAGCCUUUCCAUCAAAACAGAAGUCGAUUGGAGAAGCUACUCUUAUUAUCAUAUUAACAAGCAAGAGAGGAAGGGUGGAAGAGAGACGUCAGUUCUUCUUGGUGUGGACAAGAAUUAGCUACGAUGACGAGGAGCGACGGCGGAGGAAGCAGGGAUGGGGGUCUGAAGAAGGGACCGUGGACGGCGGUGGAAGACGCGAUCCUGAUGGAGUACGUGCGGAAGCACGGAGAGGGCAGCUGGAACACCGUCCAGAAAAACACCGAGCUGGCCCGCUGUGGGAAGAGCUGUCGUCUCCGCUGGGCUAACCACCUCCGCCCCAACCUCAAGAAGGGCGCCUUCUCCCCCGACGAGGAGCUCCUCAUCCUCCGCCUCCACGCCCAGCUAGGCAACAAAUGGGCCCGCAUGGCCGCCCACUUGCCGGGAAGGACCGAUAAUGAGAUCAAGAACUACUGGAACACGAGGAUCAAACGGCGGCAGCGCGCCGGUCUCCCAUUGUACCCUUCAGAUAUCCAGCGCGAGUUGGCCCUCAAACGGCAACGCCUCCACCGCAACCACCCACCCUCCACCAACCCCCUCGCUCCUAUACUCACUAACAACACCACGAUUACCCAUUUCUCGAGCCCCCCUUCUUCACUAUUGGAUCCCACUGGCUGCCUCUCGACGCCAACCUCGACAACCUUUAAUGUACCGUUGCCACCUCCAGGCCACCACCUUCCCUUCCCCUCACGUAGUAUGUUUCAUCCUCAGCAGCCGCAGCAGCAACAGAUGGAAUUUAAUUUUGGAACUUUUGGCUUGAACUCACUUCCCCUGCCACCCCCGGUUUUCCCUAACAAGAUGGAGCUCCCUUCGACCCAAACGUUCACAGAGCUGCCUUUCAGUGGCGGCCUUCUGGAUACCCUGUUGCAGGAGGUGCAAGCUGGUGGGGAUUUGCAGAGCAAUGGGUUGCUGCCAGAACUGGUUUCCUGUGAUCAGGACGUGAAAUGGAACCACCUUUGUGUUGGUUGUGCUAGUGGUGAAGGCAGUGGCUGCAAAGGAGUUACUUCGCCACAGGAUGGACUGAUGGAGUCUGAUGCCAAGUGGGCUGAUUGGAAUUGGUCGAUUGGGCAGGAAAUCCGAUGAAGAAAGAACCAACAGAAAAUGAUACCAGCCCCGUGGAAGAGGGCGUAUGUCAACUUCUCAAUAUGAUCCCAACUGUGAACGGAGCAGCAACAACACCAGUCUCUGAAUGGUAUAAAAGAGAUAGUGGAGAGAUCUCAAAUGGGCAGUCAUCAGUUAUUACUGUAGAAGACGGUGGGCUCGAGAUGCAGCAACUGGUUUUGCCGCUUCCAAAUCCCCCAGAGGGCCAAGAUUUGAGCAUCAGGUCCUACCCUUGGAACAACAUGCCAGGGAUGUGCUGAUACGCAAACAGCAGUAUAGUGUAAGGACUUCGCUUUCCUUGUGAACGUGGUUGGGUAGCUCAAGUUCUUUGAGCUUAUUAUUUCUGAAAGAGGUCAAAUUGGCUGUGUAAUUUUAUGAACUUUGAUCUAUUGAAUAUUUCUAAUAUACUUUUUUCUUUUUGUUUUUAUGUAACUACCAUUUUCAAGU